GUUUUGUGUUUCACCAACGGCUGGUUUGACACGGUUCCGUCUGUGAUUCACACAGCUACUUUGGAAGGGAAUGCGGCACUCAUAACCAACAGUACUGGAAACGUCAGGCUUUGCCCCAUCAUCAAAGUCAGCACACCAUGGCUGGCUUCAGGCAAGAGGAUGUUGAGUUGUAUUAUGAGAUGGGAGAGGAGCUGGGCAGUGGACAGUUUGCCAUCGUUCGUAAGUGUAAGGAGAAGAGCACGGGUGUCGAGUACGCGGCAAAGUUCAUCAAGAAGCGGCGGCUGUCGUCCAGCCGGCGGGGGGUGAGCCGCGAAGAGAUCGAGCGUGAGGUCAACAUCCUUCGGGAGAUCCAACACAGCAACAUCAUCACCCUCCACGACAUCUUUGAAAACAAGACCGACGUGAUCCUGAUCCUGGAGCUGGUGUCCGGAGGAGAGCUGUUUGACUUCCUGGCUGAGAAGGAGUCUCUCACGGAGGAGGAAGCCACUCAGUUUCUCAAGCAGAUCCUGGACGGCGUUCAGUAUCUACACUCCAAACGCAUCGCUCACUUUGACCUCAAGCCUGAGAAUAUCAUGCUGCUUGACAAGAACGUCCCGAACCCCAGAAUCAAGCUGAUUGACUUUGGGAUUGCUCAUCAGAUUAAAGCUGGAAAUGAGUUCAAGAACAUUUUUGGAACCCCAGAGUUUGUUGCUCCCGAAAUAGUCAACUAUGAACCACUUGGGCUGGAGGCGGACAUGUGGAGCAUUGGAGUAAUCACUUACAUUUUGUUGAGUGGCGCGUCACCAUUUCUGGGCGAGACCAAGCAGGAGACCCUGACAAACAUCUCAGCCGUCAACUAUGACUUUGAUGAGGAGUAUUUUAGCAACACCAGUGAGCUCGCCAAGGACUUCAUACGCCGUCUGCUGGUCAAGGAUCCCAAGAAGAGAAUGACUAUCGAUGACAGUCUUGAACACCCCUGGAUUAAGGUGAUUAAGAGACGAAAUGUCCGCCCAGAGGAGAGAGACCACAAGCCUGAGCGCCGGCGCCUGAAGACCACUCGUCUGAAGGAGUACACCAUCAAGUCCCACUCCAGCAUGCCCCCUAACAACACCUACGUCAACUUCGAGCGCUUCUCCCAGGUCCUUGAGGAGAUAGCGGCGGCGGAGGAAGGCCUGAAGGAUCUGGAGCGCAAUCAGCGCUCAUGCCGGGAGGAUGUGGCGGCGCUGCUGUCCAUAUAUGAGGAGAAGGAGGGUUGGUACAAGGAGGAGAACCAGAGCAUCUCCAGCGACCUGAGCCACAUCCGCCAAGAGCUGCAGCGCACUCAAGUUCAGCGCAAGAGGAGCCAGGAGGAGGCUCGGCUCACCAUGCAGUCCGCCAACAUCCUCAAACGCAAGUUUGGGCGCCUGGAAAACCGCUAUGAGGUCCUGGCUGAGCAGGUGGCCUCUGAGGUCCGCUGGGUGGAGGAGCUGGUCAAGUCCAUAUCCGCAGAGAGGGACGGGCUCGGCUCCAGCAGCAUGCCCUGAGCCGGACUGAUGUCCGACAAUGACACUUUGCUUCUCAAGUAUCUUCCUGCCCACCUUCUCCGCAUGUGUCCUACACAGUGGAGUUAGAGAGGGUCAGCUAUCAUCAUAAGCUAUGCUGCUGCCGCCCAUCGGGAAAAAUGUUCCACCCUUUUUACAUUGAGCUCAAGAGAAAGAGCAAGAAGCAGAGAGGCAAUAAGUUGAACCCAUUCCCCCAUGAAAAGGCUCAUUCCUGUGUUUUAGACAGUUAUUUAUACUUUUAGAGAUUUUACAUAUCGUUAUUUGAGUGCCAUGCACCAUAGUUCGCACAAACAUUUGUAAAUCAUAUUGGCUUUCUUUUUUUUUUUUUUUUUGCAGUUGUCAGUAUUGCAGAUGGAAGAUAAACUCAUUUAUUUUUCUUAAUUACAUCUGAAUUUCUCAGUGCUGUAAAAGCCUAGAUGUCAGCUCAUUCGCUCUUGCCUCAGGUUAUUGGCCAGUUAUGCGAGAAAGCUUCACAAUCCUCCGUUUAUAGUGUCAGGUUUGCUCAGUUUUCAGGGGUAUUUAUUUAUCCGGUUACAUUUCAGACUCAUUUGCAGCUGAUAAUAAAUUCUCUCAUGUUGGGACAGAGUGGCAACUAUGAAGAAUGCAAAAAAUAUAAACCUUCAGCAUAGAGAAAAGAAAGAUUCUGGUUAACGUUGUAUUUUAUUGCAAUAGUUCUGUAAUUUCCAACUGAUUUUUCUGAAGUUCCCUGGAAAGAACAAAGUCGAUCGGUUCUAAUUACAAGGUUGAGUUUUCCCACUCAUUAUUUUGGUUAGUUUUAUUAGUUGUGUUGUGAUGACGUUGUCAUCCAGAGAAAUUUCUAGGAACAAAAUUGCUCCAUUUAAACCCCAUCUACAAUGUUGCUCUAGCUUAGCAUUUAGCCAGCACUUAGGAGUUAUGUGGAAGUGUACCAGUUUCUUUCCAGGAAACCUCCUGGGAAAUUAUUUUCAAAUCAAUCAGAGUCAACAGACAGGUAAAAUAAAACGUUACCAGAUUCAGAAUGUAUAAACUCAUCUUCACAGUGCCUGUAAACUGAUCGACCAUAUUGCCUCUGCAAACACUCAUCCGUCAAUGAGUCGACGAUGUUACCAUCACUCCGAUGUUGUUUAAAAUGUCUUAAAACGCGUCAACUUUUGCACAGUAGCCUUGUAAACCAAAACGUGUGCAUGGAAACGAUCUCUAUGUACUGUAACUCUUAUUAAUGUGUCUGUCUCUUCAUACCUUACUUGAAACAUUCCAUCGACCCGUUUCACAUCCAGGCAACGCGUUCCCCAUGUACAGCAUAGAAAGUGAGUUAUAUAGUGACUAGUAUUUUUCAGUAGAGAAAUGUAUCCUCGUAUCAUUUGCACUUAAAUGACUAUAGCAGCGUCCCAAAAUAUGUUUCAGUCUGUCUUUUAGGAGUCAGAAAGAGCUGUAAAAAUAAAUUGUUUGGACUUGUUUCAAAUAAACAAAGUUAUCACUCUUA
Messenger RNA from Scatophagus argus, 2982 nucleotides. RefSeq names its product death-associated protein kinase 3 (gene dapk3). The coding region runs from base 138 to 1502 and encodes 454 amino acids. The record is from RefSeq and is a predicted model, not a curated record. Gene Ontology annotation, cellular component: nucleus; cytoplasm. NCBI's taxonomy places the organism in Eukaryota, Metazoa, Chordata, Actinopteri, Scatophagidae. Gene Ontology annotation, molecular function: protein serine/threonine kinase activity; ATP binding. The transcript is spliced from 9 exons. Gene Ontology annotation, biological process: positive regulation of apoptotic process; intracellular signal transduction; protein phosphorylation.